CUUCCCUUUUAAAAUUUACCGGUUAUGUUUUUAUGCAACUUUGUGUCUAUCAUCAUUUUAUUUUUCUAAAUUUUAUUUUUGAAAAUUAACAUGUACAAACUUACUAAGAAAUCUAAAAUAUAUUUACACAUCUAAUAUGAAAAAACAAACUAAAACAAUGAAUACAAUUUUGUUGAAUUAGAUUAUAAAUAGUUAUACUUGAAUUUGACGGAAUACAUGUAACACAAUAUACCCACGAAAUGAGUAAGUAGACCAAUCCAAACUUUUUAUACAGCCAUACAUUAAAUAAAAACCCAUAUAUUUUAUUUAUAAAAUACUUUUUACAUAUAAAUUAUGUAACGACUCAACAUAUUACUAAAUACAUAUGAAAUUCUCAAAUAAUAUUCUAAAUAUAUUGACCAACUAUUACAAUUAAGUAUUAUUUAUGUGACUUUGAAUCUAUCAACACUUUAGUGUACUUUUACUAUUUGAUUCUCAAAACAACAUAUAUUAAGUAAUGCAUAAUCUUACUAAAACAUAUUUAUAAAUCUAAGACAAGAAUCAAACUAAAUGAAAUAACAUAAUUAAUUAAAAUUAUAAUCUGUGUAACAAAAAUAUUUUAGUUGAAUCGGAAAAGUAAAUGUUAUCUAAUAUAUCUAAAAAAUAGCCAAAAUCGAGAUAUUAUAUAUCCAAAAUUAUACGUCUAAUUGACUAACUAAAAUAACAUAACUUUGUUAAAAAUAAGCCAUACAUUUUGAUUACAAUAUCAAUAAUAUAAUAAUUAAAAAUUAAAAACAAAAUUUUAAUAAAUUAUUAUAAUAUAUUUACUUUAUGUAUAUUCGUGCAUGAACACGAGAAAAUCACCUAGUCUAAGUGUAUAUAAGCAGGCCUGUUCCCGGGAUAGUGAACUUACAAAAAAAACCUACAUUGAUCAGCUCUGUGAUAUUCAGUCAAGUGAUAUUUUAAAUAUAAAACACUAGCUAGAUACCUUUUUCAAAAAAAAAAAAAAACACUAGCUAGAUAACGAUUCAGUUGCUUAGAGAUGGGAAUUUGUGCCACGGUACGUAAGUCAAGGACCAGUUCGGAGAAUUGAGGAUACUAUGAUGAGUUUCAUCUCCAUGACUAGUAUAGAGCAGUUUCAUCUCCUAAACUUAAUUGGGCAGAUAUAUAAAUUAGGGGUUACCUACCUAAGUAACCAGUCAUUAAUUAAGGGUUUCUCUAAUCUAAUUUUUUUUUUGUAAAAAACAGAGAGAUGAACCAAUACGGAAACUAAACACCAUCAUGGGUUGUUAGGUGCAACUUGAAAGUGGUCCACAUCAAUAACUCGUUUUAAGUAUGUUGCGAUCUUAAUUAGUCUUAUACUUGAGAAAUGGGUCACCCGAGACUCUUUCCUGAAGAAAUGAGUGGCUUCGGUACUUUAAAGUAGAAAUACAUAAUUAAUUUGGAUACUCUUUUGAGUUCGGUUUGAUUUUAUUCUAAGUUUUGAUUUUUUUGUAGGACUACAAAUUAAAAUUUUAUUUUGGAAUUAAAUUUUUUAGUUUGGGUUAGGUUCGAAUAUUUACGGAUUCAGUUUGUUACUAUAUGCGUUUAAAUUAUGUAAACAAAUUAAAACACCCAAAUAUGAUUUCAAAGUCUUAAAAUUUAAAAGUAAUAAUAAUUUACAACAUAUAAAUUUAAAUAAUGUAUGUUAAAUAUCUAAAAUAAUAUAAAAUUUUAUUCGGUUGGAUAUAUAUUUGGGUAGAGAACUAGUAGGUAUUUGGGAUAUUUUUUUUAUAUUUUGAGUAUUUUGAAUUUUGGAUAUCAAUCUAUAUAGCAUUAGAUAUAUUUAAAUAUUUGAUAGUAGUUCUGAUAUUUUUGGAUACUCAAAAUAUUUGGGGUUAUAUGGGGUUUGGAUCAAAUUCUGUAGAUAAGACCAUUUUGAAUCUAUUCGGAUAUGUUACAAGCUAAGGAUUUUCUGGUUUGGUACAACCUUUUUAAAUUAGAUUCGGUUCGGUUUUCGAAUCCACGGUACUGUGCUUAUCCUUAGUUUAAGAUGGUUCACUAUAAAUAUCAAGCUCAACUACUCAAGUUAUUUGAUAAACUUAGUUGAGGAGCGUUGAUUCAGCUCAACGAUGUGGGACUUUCGCGUUCUUUUGCCUUUCGGUGAUAAAAGAAAACACAAGAUUAUUUUCUCCGUAACGAAAGAAAAGAAAAGAACAAUACUCGGUUAUGAAUUAUUUAUUAGGUGUAAAUUUUCCAAAAAAUUUCGUGCUUGUAGGGUUUUGCAGCAACGAAUUUGCAUUAAAGUUGUCAAACAAGUUGCGUGAGCAGUAAGUGACAAGAAAAUAAGGUUAUGAAGACUUGACAUGUAAGUAACUAGACUAAUAGUCCAAUCGAACAUUGAAAAAGUUGAUUCAUCACGGAUUCACGAUCGUCGAAGAAAGUUAUAAUUAAUCACCCAUGCAAAGAAAUAAUUAUGCCUGAAAUUUAUUUAAAAAUUUGAGAGGAGCACGGAGUAAUUUAUUUUUCAUUUAUGAAAAUACAUGUCAAAGAAGAGUUUAAGAGUGGUUCUUUUUUUAUAUCGACUUGCUAAUAAUAUAUUGUGCCAUUUCGUUUGUAGAUUUAUAACGAUUCCCCAUCAAAUUAAAAUCUCGUUAGCGCAUAUGCAUAUACUUUUCAAUUAUAUAUAAGGGAAUGAUUAUUAAGGCUAAGUUACAAAAAAAAAGAUGAUUAUUAAGGCCAUUUAUAUUUUUGACUCAUAUAUAAUAAAUAAUUAAUAAUUGUAAUCAUAAGAUAGUAAGUGUUGCCCAUUUCCCCCACUAAUUAAGUUGGCUCAAGAGAAAAAAAUAUAAAUAUUGGGUCAAGAGAUAGUACAAUGUGUUUCACGUGGGAAACGAAGACCUAUUCUCGUGAAGGCUACAAGGUGACCAUUGUGAUUAGAGAUUUUUUUUUCAUGUAAACGAGAUUUUCAAACCCACUUCUAUUUCCAUUUCUAUAUUUUCUUCUAAAAUAGAAAAUUUCUAUUAUAAAGGUGAAUUUGCUCCAAUGUAUGUCUCUAUAAUAAAAUUUUUCUAUUUUAUAGAAAAUAUAAAAAAAUGUUACUUUUUACCUCUAUAUUUAAAGGUGAAAAUAACACAUCUUUAUAUUUUAUACAUUGGAGAGAAUCCAUCUUUAUAAUAGUGAUCUCUAUUUUAGAAGAAAAUAUAAAAACAUACAUUAGAGAUGCUUUAAGUAGGGCCGUGUAGGUGUACAUUUUGCAAUAGUUGUAUUCACAACACUCUCCAAAGGGUAGACUACUUUUUUCCUUUUUUUUUUUUGUAACAUAGGGUAGACUACUAUGGAGUAAAAGUUUAACCUUCAUAGUUCCGGACCCAAGCCGCACCUCCAAUCUUCUUUUUGCUAUCCCAAGAGAUACCAACGUUGCAUUUGAUCCAAUACCAUGUCGAGGGAGUCCACAUACCAAAUUUUCUUUUCUUCUGGCCGGCAUGUGUUAUAGACUUAUGGUGCUGGGUUCAAACAUUCUCAAUAAACACUUCACUUAAUUGUUCUUCACUUAGGUUUCUGAGUUCAACUAUAGAACCAAAUCUUGUUCAGCUUCUCGAGAACGAGACACUGCUUGUCAAUGGCGCUUCCGGUUUCCUCGCUAAAGGUAAUUCUUUGUUCAGUAUUCUCCGUAGUUCCUGUAUGCAAGAAAUCAACGGAGUAAACAUUGGAGCAACAUUAUUUAUAUUAAUAAUUCCACUACUGUAAUUCGUAAAUAAUUUUAAGAUGCACAGAUAAUUAUGCUACGGAUAUCAGAUUUAUUGAUAAACAAUAUUAUUUAAUAAAAAAAAACAAAUGGUAAAAAAGUAACGAAUAAAAUAACUGAUACAGUACAAAAAUGAGAUUGGUUGCACUCAGAACCAACAAGGAAGGUACCUUUCAAACAUGCGCUUAUCAGAAAUAAAAGCAAGUUUCCAUUAGAGAGGUCUCCUUUUUUGGUCGCUAACUACUACAUCUAGUAAAUUUUGCUUUUAAUAUGAGAAAAAAAGUUUGGUAGGAAUUGAGUUUUUGAUAAAGGAGUAAUUGAAGGUAGUUGUUAGUUGGUUGUUGUUGAUGAUGAAGUUGUUGCAAAUAGGAAGCAUGGAAUCGAGUAUUAACUCGAACAAGGUCUGAGUAUUAAAAAGAUUUCUGAAGAAGAUUUCGAACCACCACUGAGAAAGCGAUAGAGAAACUAGCAUAUAUCAAAAGGCAUUAUUCUUCGAUAAUAUAUAAGCCUAAUGGCAUUGCAGAGUUCUUUAAUAAUAGUUUCAGUAGGUCUCGAUGUUGGCGAAUGGAAUCGAGUAUUACAGGUACAUCGAUCCUAACAUGAGAUUCUUGAUAGUCUUUGAGUUUCAACUAUGGAACCAAGUUGUGUUCAGUUUCUUGAGAAUAAGACAGUUCUCGUCACUGGCGCAUCCGGUUUUCUUGCUAAAGUUUUCGUGGAGCGAGUUCUGAGAUUGCAACCAAAGGUGAGGAGGCUUUACCUCCUCGUAAGAGCAUCCGACAACAAGGCCGCGAAGCAACGGUUACACAGUGAGGUUUUCGAGAAAGAUUUAUUUAGGGUGUUGAGAAAGAAUGUUGGUGAUGAACGUCUAAACGCUUUAAUAUCGGAGAAAGUUGUUCCUAUUCCGGGUGACAUAUCACUAAACAUUAUGGGAGUGAUCAGAGAUUCUAAUUUCUUACAAGAUAUGAUGCAAGAGAUCGACAUCAUUGUGAAUUCUGCUGCCACCACGAGAUUCGAUGAAAGAUAUGAUGUUGCUCUUGGGAUCAACACAUUUGGACCUCUCAAUAUCCUUAACUUUGCUAAGAAGUGUGCAAAACCACAAUUGCUUCUUCAUGUAUCUACUGCCUAUGUUUGUGGGGAAAGAUCCGGACUCAUACUAGAGAAACCUUUUGCUAUGGGAGAAACUCUUAAUGGCAAAAACAAGGUAGAUAUCGAUGCGGAAAUGUUAUUGGUAGAGCAGAAACUGAAACAACUCAAGAAACUAGGUUAUUCAGAAGAAGAAACCAAACAAGCCAUGAAAGAUCUCGGAUUGAAAAGGGCAAAACUUUAUGGAUGGCCAAACACAUAUGUCUUCACGAAAGCAAUGGGAGAAAUGCUUCUUGGCUACUGUAGAGAAUCUAUGCCUAUUGUAAUCAUACGUCCCACAAUUAUCACAAGCACUUUCUCUGACCCAUUCCCCGGCUGGAUUGAAGGUAUAAAGACCAUAGACAGUGUGAUUGUUUCAUUCAGAAAGGGACUGCUAAAGUGUUUCCUUGUUGAUGAUAUGGCAGUAUGUGAUCUUAUACCCGUCGAUAUGGUGGCAAACGCAAUGAUUGUGACCGCAGCUGAACAUUCACGUGAGUCAGGGAGUCAUACCAUAUACCAUGUCGGCUCAUCUUAUCAGAACCCGGUGAUGUAUAAACAGAUAUAUGAAAUUCUAAAUCGUUUUUUCCUGGCGAGCCCUCUGCUCGGUCGCAAUGGCUUGCCUAUUGUCCCAAACGUUAAAAUAUUCCCCACAAUGGCUAGGUUUCGUGUCUACACGAGCCUUCGUUAUAAAUUACCUUUACAGGUAUACUUAUGUAAAUUGCACAUAUUGCGAUUACUUAGAUUAAUUUUUCCAUCGCAACUCGGGGAGAAAUAUGAAGUUCACAAUCGUAGAUUUAAUAUAGCGAUGAGAAUGGUGAAACUUUACAGGCCUUAUGUAAUCCUCAAGGGCAUAUUCGAUGAUAGAAACCUGGAAAGAUUACGAAUCAAGAAUGAAGGCACAGGGAUAGACAAAUUAAUCGACUCCAUCAAAUGCAUUGAUUGGGAAGACUACUUUAUGAAUAUACAUAUCCGUGGCCUCAUUACACACGUACUCGAGAAAUAAACUUCAGAUACAAUUAUACUACUUCACAUACAUUACUGCAUUGAUCUGCCAGAUCGUACUGAAAUUUCGAUAGUAGCCUGGUAAACUUGAGCUAUGGACUUAAGAAAGAAGGCAGCUAGAGCAAGUUUUAUGGACAAGCUUGAGGAGUUAGACUACUAUUUUUUUUUUUGAACACAUAAAAUAUGUUUUCAAAAUUCAACAUGUCUUUCAUAAACAUUCAAAAUAUGUCUAGACGAAUAAAUUGUCUUUCAUAAAAUAUGUCUACUAUAAAUUAUUAGUUUAGACUAAUAAAAUAUGUCUUUCAUAAACAUUCAAAAUUUUAUGUGAUGUUUUACUUUAUUUAUACUUGAUUUAGUAGUUUUGGACCA
Brassica rapa (field mustard) is the source of this 6199-nucleotide messenger RNA. RefSeq names its product putative fatty acyl-CoA reductase 7. Gene Ontology annotation, cellular component: intracellular membrane-bounded organelle. The record is from RefSeq and is a predicted model, not a curated record. Gene Ontology annotation, biological process: long-chain fatty-acyl-CoA metabolic process; suberin biosynthetic process. Gene Ontology annotation, molecular function: alcohol-forming very long-chain fatty acyl-CoA reductase (NADP+) activity. NCBI's taxonomy places the organism in Eukaryota, Viridiplantae, Streptophyta, Magnoliopsida, Brassicales, Brassicaceae.